Messenger RNA from Darwinula stevensoni, 966 nucleotides. The record is from the annotation of a GenBank genome assembly. Lineage: Eukaryota; Metazoa; Arthropoda; Ostracoda; Podocopida; Darwinulidae.
AUGGUGAACGGAGUCCAUUCGGCUCGACAUUCGGGAGAAGUAGGUGGCAUGGGCGGUGGAGGAGUGACUUUCGCCAGGAGUGCACCCUGUCAACCGGAAGAUAAAACAGUGAAAUUACCUUUGCCGAAUGACCCAGGGGUAAUCUUUGUGCCGGAGUGCACGAGGAUACCUCAAUGUGGUGGAUGCUGCCAACAUGAUCUCCUUUCCUGCCUACCGACUCGUACCGAGCCCCUUCACUUUCACGAUUGCGGGAAAAAUCAGAUUUUCCGGGACUGUGUAUGCGAAUGCGUGAACCUCCAGGAACAACGAGACUGUCAGAGGCUAUCGUAUAAGAUCUGGGACCACAAAGACUGUUCCUGUAAAUGUCUCCACGAAGUUCCCUGCUCCACUGGGCAGUACUUCGAUCCGAUCAUCUGCAGAUGCAAGAGCUAUCCGGACACGACGCAUUAUUGGCAGAAGGGGAAUGUCGGCUGGGGAUACACGGGCGAGGGAACAACAACAACGACAACGACAUCACGGAGCAACCUGAACUGGUCGGAUAGUGGACCUCGAUACGGUACUGACGGUCGGGCAUACAUGGGUCCUUCAACCUAUCCCCGAAGGGAUGAGCGUAGAAAUUCUGACCGGGGUAAUCCAGCUGGAGGCUCUCACGAAUCAACGUCUCCUCCUCAUCACAUGGAAAGAAGAGACGAAACCAACGAGAAGGGACGCAUCCAGAAGAACAUUUUCGGAGUGCAUUCCAACAAUGCAGAAAAAACGCAGGUAAGCGAUGUUGCGACGUUGCACGCCAACAAAGAGCCGUGGAUCUCCACGCCCAGUUCUCUUUCUGUGGCGAUGCAUCACCUGUCCGAAAGUGAUCUUUCUCAUGGCUCUCAAGCUUUGCUUGCCAGUUUGAGCGCCGUUGCAAUAUGCAAUUUGAAGCUGCGACUUGACUGUGUGUCUUCAAUAGAACGAAACUUGAGGUAA